Molecule: messenger RNA, 1376 nt
Organism: Microplitis demolitor
Lineage: Eukaryota; Metazoa; Arthropoda; Insecta; Hymenoptera; Braconidae
Gene: Mpi
Product: mannose-6-phosphate isomerase
Exons: 4
Coding region: 153-1376 (407 amino acids)
Biological process (GO): carbohydrate metabolic process; GDP-mannose biosynthetic process
Cellular component (GO): cytosol
Molecular function (GO): zinc ion binding; mannose-6-phosphate isomerase activity
Source: RefSeq, a predicted model, not a curated record
AUUUGUCUAGAUUUUCUAGAUUUUUUAAUUCGUCUACGUGUGCAUACUUCAUAUAUGUGCUGAUGAAAUACAUGAAGAUACCAAAGGAAAUUAUUAAUUAAGAGAUUUUAAUUAACAAUCAUAUUUUAUUAUUUUAAACUAAAGACUAGAGCAUGGAAUUGGAGUGCGCAGUUCAAAAUUAUGACUGGGGUAAGAAAGGGAUGACGAGCAGCGUCGCUCAGCUCAUAAAAUCAUCAUCCCCGGAGGUAAAAAUCGAUGACGAUAAACCAUAUGCUGAAUUAUGGAUGGGAACACACCCAAAUGGCCCGUCAUUUAUAAAGACUACCAAAGAAUCAUUAGCGGAGUUCAUCGCCAAAGAAUCCAAUAGUCACAUUCUGGGUGAUAGAGUCAAAGAAAUAUUUGGCAACACUCUACCAUUUUUAUUUAAAGUUUUAUCAGUUGAUAAAGCUCUUUCUAUUCAAGCUCACCCAGCCAAAGAACACGCUGCCGAAUUGCAUAAAUUAUUUCCCACUAUUUAUAAAGAUCCUAAUCAUAAACCGGAACUCGCAAUUGCUUUGACACCUUUCCAAGCUUUAUGCGGUUUUCGACCCACGCAGGAGAUCUGCUAUCAUUUUAAAUCAAUUCCCGAGCUUGUUGCACUUUGCGGAGACCAGGAUGUGGUAAAUGACUUUUUAAAUCACUGCCAAGAUAAUAAUGAUGAUGCCAAAACUCAUUUAAAAAAAUGUUUUAAAGCUCUGUUGACUUAUGCGACUACUGAUGGAAAUUCGAAUAUCGUUGCUCAACAAUUGUCUAAUUUUAUAAAUCGAUUAUCUCAAAUGGAUAACGACAGUAGAGAAAAAUUGAAUGGAAGUCUUUUCGAGAGGCUGCACAAAGAUUUUCCAGGUGACAUCGGAUGCUUUGGAAUAUAUUUUUUCAACUACAUAACACUAGAACCUGGAGAAGCACUUUAUCUUGGCCCGAAUGUUCCUCACGCGUAUCUAUUUGGUGACUGCAUCGAGUGCAUGGCAUGCUCGGAUAAUGUCGUACGUGCUGGACUUACUCCGAAAUUCAAAGACGUGCCGACACUAAUUGAAAUGCUGUCGUACGAAAGUCAGUCAUCCUAUAAAUUUGAACCAAAACGACUGAAUGAAUUUACUGAGACAUUCAAACCGCCUAUCAAAGAUUUUGCUGUUAACAAAAUUGAAGUGACCGGAAGUUGCAAUUUCAUUCCCGUUAACUCGGCAUCUAUUUUGAUAAUUAUCCAAGGGUCUGCAAAAAUUACUGAUAAAGUUUAUAAACGUGGAUCCGUAUUAUUCAUCGCUGCCAAUGUUGAGUUGACGGUGACAAAUUUAGAUGAAGAUAAAACAUUAAUUUUCCAAGCAUGUGCCAACGUCUAA